CGGAUGUCGACUUCGCCGCAAUACCAACCACAGCACGACCAGCGACAACCAAGCUCAAAGUCUCACACAACGACUGGCAGCCAUCGUAUUGCUCAAAAACUCACGUCUCCAACCCAAAUAAAGGCCCCCUUUUGAUGCGCCAGUGACAUUGAUCUAGACUUGAGGCGACGACGUUGCUGCCAUGGCGUCGAAGCGGAAGAGAGACGAGGUGAAGGAGCCUGUCGACAGCGAGCCUAUAGAUCCCGCUGAUCAGUUCGAGUUCUUUUGCCUGGGCGGUGGCCAGGAGGUUGGCCGGUCAUGCCACAUCAUUAGAUACAAGGGAAAGACAGUGAUGCUGGAUGCUGGUAUGCACCCCGGCUACGAGGGUCUUGCUGCUCUGCCAUUCUACGACGAGUGGGACCUUAGUACAGUAGAUGUGCUACUCAUUAGUCAUUUUCAUGUCGACCAUGCGGCCUCAUUACCGUACGUCCUUGCCAAAACCAAUUUUAGAGGUCGGGUCUACAUGACCCACCCAACGAAAGCCAUCUACCGCUGGCUCAUCACAGAUACUGUCCGAGUGGGUAAUCUAGGUUCCUCUGCUGAAAAUCGGACAAUAUUAUACACCGAGGCUGAACACCUUGCAACCUUCCCCCGAAUUGAAGCAAUUGAUUACUACACAACGCAUACAGUCUCUAGUAUACGGAUCACGCCCUACCCCGCUGGCCAUGUACUCGGCGCGGCUAUGUAUCUCAUAGAAAUUGCUGGGCUGAAUGUGCUUUUCACUGGUGAUUAUUCAAGAGAGGAGGAUAGACAUCUAGUAUCGGCUUCUAUACCAAAGGGCAUAAAUGUCGACGUUCUAAUUACGGAAUCCACCUUUGGCACAGCAACUCACGUACCCCGCAUCGAGCGUGAAAACCAGCUUACAAAGACAAUCACCGACAUUGUAUCCAACCGCAAGGGCCGGGCCCUACUCCCUGUUUUCGCCCUUGGUACAGCCCAGGAACUUCUCCUCAUUCUGGACGAUUACUGGGAGCGACACCCACAUUUGCAAAGCAUCCCAAUCUAUUACGCUAGUAACCUGGCAAGGCGCUGCAUGGCUAUUUACAGCACGUAUACAUCCUUCAUGAACAGUCACAUCAAACGCGUCUUUCAUGAGCGGCUUCGCGCUGCGGAAGAAGCUGGACGUGAUCCCUCCACCGCAGGACCCUGGGAUUUGCGGUUCGUACGUGCACUCCGUUCCCUGGAGCGCUUCGAAGAUAUUGGCUCCUGCGUCAUGCUUGCCACCCCAGGUAUGAUGCAGAACGGAGCGUCGAGAGAGCUUCUAGAGAAGUGGGCCCCCGACCCGAAAAAUGGAGUCGUGAUCACCGGUUAUAGCGUGGAAGGUACGAUGGCACAACGGCUUCUGAACGAGCCGGAUGUAAUCGAAGCGGUCAUGACAAAGAGUCGGGAACAAGGAGGUGGAAGGAGGGCGCUGGAUCGCCAGAAAGGGGAUACGUUGACUAUCCAAAGGCGCUGCACUGUCAACGAAUAUUCAUUUGCUGCUCACGUUGAUGGGAAGCAAAACACGGAAUUUGUGGAGGAGGUGCGGCCAAGGCAUAUUAUUUUGGUCCAUGGCUCCAAGGGCCAAGGUGUGCGUUUGCGAUCGAAACUGCUGGGUUUAAGGAGGGAAGGGCAAUCGCUGCACAACAGAUUAUUGGACGUACAUCACCCGGCUAACACAGUUCCCGUAACCAUAGCUUUCAAGACAGAAAAGGUAGCAAGAGUUGUUGGCAAGCUGGCUGAGAGUUACAUGCCUCUCGCUUUGCGACCGAAGUUGAUGCCUGACGGUGACGAGCACAUGAAGGAUGAAGAUGAAGUCGAAGAUGUUAAAAAGGAGAAACUUGAGGAACCGAAGGGUAUUAGCGGCGUUCUUGUGCAGAACGAGUUCAAGCUUAGCUUGAUGGCACCAGAAGAUUUGAAGGAAUUCGCUGGAUUGACGACGACCACCGUCGUGUGCCGUGAACAUUUGACACUCCGGGCUGCUGGUCUUGAACUCAUCCGUUGGGCUCUCCAAGCUGCCUUUGGUGAAGUGACAGAGAUCAAAAAGCAGCCAGAUACACUCAACGGUGCCGCAAAGCUAGAUGCAACUGAUGAAUCCAAUGCGGUGGAGGCAGCCGCUGACGCCGAGAUAGACCGAAAUACGACUGUACUAGAAGUCAUGGGGACGGUUCGCGUGAGCAUUGGUGCAGAGGGGGAUGUUGAGGUUGAGUGGGAAGGCAAUAUGCUAAACGACGGGAUAGCGGAUGCCGUACUAGGCGUGCUUCUGGGCGUCGAGCGUAGUCCAGCUGCUGUUGCCAAGAGCUCGAAGAUGCACAAGCACGACCACUCACACUCACACGAUGGGGUCAAUGGCACGAAUGGAAAUGGUGUUGUGAAGAAACGAUCUAUGGAUCCCAAGGAGCGAUUAAGCAGGCUUUUCCUUCUAUUAGAAGCGCAAUUUGGCUCUGAUGCGAUUUCACCGAUUGAGGAGCCUAUGUUGACCAAGACGGGAGAUGAGGAAGAAGACGAGGCAGCGCGGGAAAAGGAGAUGAGAAAGGUACUGGAACGACUUCACAAUCUGGGAAUACCUGUUCCAGGAAUCGAAAUCAAACUCAACGACACGGUCACGGCCAAGGUAUGGCUCGAAGAUUUGAGCGUCGAGUGCGCGAACAACAUCUUCAAAGGAAGGGUGGAAAAUGUAGUAAGAGAGGCCGUCGAUGGUAUCAGCGCACUUUGGGAUUAGAACCAAUAUUGCUCUGCUUAUUACUUCUCGGAAGGCAGAAACACAGUUUUCUGGGUAUACACCAAGAGCGCAAAGGCCUAGAACGAAGCGGAAUUUCGAAAUUUUGUCAUAAUUUGUUCGAGUGGAUCUCCUCGUUCUCAAGAGUGUCUUUCUUGGCACCAUUGAGAGCGACAUGGACCAUGGCUUUUGCAGCCUGAUCCACCUUCACGACCGGUGCAGUCCAGGCCACGGUCGCGGUUAUCAAGGUACCAAAGAGGGAGGCUGGCAUGACUCCGCCAAUUCGCAUGCAAUACGGGAAGAAUCCUUGGUGUUUUUUUGCGAUUUCAAGCAGGCCGUUCUCCGCGGCACCCUAUUUUUUGUCAACGCACAGCCGUGUCAGCGUGAACACGCUUCUUCGUUGCAGGCAAUAAGACGCGAAAAUCAAAGCACGUACUUUGAUCCGUCGAGUGUCUCCGAAGAAUCGAAGUUUUCCUCUCUCGUCCCGUGCUGCCCAGCGUCCACUGCAGAAGACGAACCUCAUCGGGCCCAGUCUCUCGGCAAAUGCUUUUGCCGCGUUCACCGUAUAUGUGACCUGCACUUUGUAGGCCGUCUCGUAGUCGGGGAACUCCCACGCUCCGCCGCCCACGCACCAUAUGCACGCUUCCGACCCCUUCAGCUUUUCAAGCAAGGCGUCAUCAUCCCAUUUCUCAAAGUCCUUGUGGAUGACGACCUCGAGCUUGGCGUGUGACAUCUUGAGUGGACGCCGCGAAAUAGCUACCACGGAGGUUACCCGAUCAUCACGAAUGAGCUCUUUGAGGACUUGGCCCCCGACGAAGCCAGUUCCACCCGUGAGGAUAAUUUUCAUGACUGAUUUAUUCCUUUCUUUCUUUGUUCUUUUUGAGGGAGGCUUCGAGAAUGAAGGAGAGUACGAUAUUUAAGGAUGCCGUCACACGAGCGAGGUAGUAUUGCCUGUUCUGGCUGGAUGUAAACUUGGGUGGUCAAGCGAGGAUCGGCCGUGUGACCGUUGGUACGUGGCAGCGACUGGACACGGUAUAUCUUGGUUGUGAUCAACUCGAACACAUUCUCAGAAAAUUCCACAGAUAGUUCGUGCACAGCCCGGGUUAGAAUCAAUUCAUC
Molecule: messenger RNA, 3856 nt
Organism: Verruconis gallopava
Lineage: Eukaryota; Fungi; Ascomycota; Dothideomycetes; Venturiales; Sympoventuriaceae
Exons: 3
Coding region: 182-2740 (852 amino acids)
Biological process (GO): mRNA 3'-end processing by stem-loop binding and cleavage
Cellular component (GO): mRNA cleavage and polyadenylation specificity factor complex
Molecular function (GO): RNA endonuclease activity; 5'-3' exonuclease activity; RNA binding
Source: RefSeq, a predicted model, not a curated record